UAAAGUGAGAAAAGAGAGAAAAAGAUCACUGUAAUAAUAAAAUCUCAUCUCCAGAUUGACACAUAUUCCCACGCGAAUUACAUGUUACUGUUCCCUCCGCCCUCCAUCCCGUUCGUGCCUCCUGUCUGUCAUCAUCCCUCCAUCAAUGAAGUGACUAUUCGAUUGCAUGUGCUGCUAGCUUACUUAAUGUAAGUUGGUUCCAUUCUCGCCUUUUUCUCUCUCUCGGUCAUCAACCUACAUGAAGUUUGAGACCUCAAAGUUUCAUCCAAACUCCGGCGUAAAUGCCUCGGGAGCGAACCUGAAUUUCCAACUACGGGAGCGGCCCGAAGCUAGCGCUGAGCUCUUGAUCCGUUAGCCACGAUCAACCAAAUUCCUGUCCAUCUCCAUAUACCUAGGUUACUUAAUACUUGAAAUAAGACCCGACUGACCGGAUGGAGGCGACCAACGUCACCUCGAAAUCACCAAAAGAACGAGGGAGACAUAGGUUAUUGGCUGUGAGACCCUCGACGGCUAGUAGUAGAGCCACUUCGGGUUCCUCUGGCCAUCACCGUACCCCGCUUCCACAUAGCCCUCGUUCCCCAUUAUACACCGACACUUUCACCUUGGCCGCACACCCCCCUGGGACCUAUCACUCGUCUAGUCCGCCAGCACCGUCUUUCAUGUCAACGACCAGCGGUAGCACAGAUCGACCGCCGUCGCCAUCGCCAUCUGCCGCCGAAGCUGCCGGCCAUCUCCAGUAUGCGUUAAGCUCGGCGGAGGGCCUAUCAUCAAGCUUACAUUUCAACCAGGCAUUAGAGCAAGGGUGGCCGCGGCUUGACCCUGACGGUGCAGGUGAUGGCGCCGGUGUUGAUGAGGAAGACGAUCAUGAGCCAAAUGAAGGUCUUUCCCUCUCCCCCCGCCAGACUCACAGGAGGGAUUCUACGAAGGCGGCUAGUAGCUCGAGCUCUUCGAGAUUCUUUCGCUCGAUAGUAUACAAGUUUGGCCGCACGUUCAAUAGGAACUACUUCCUCCCUUCGGAUAAGCAAGAACAAGAGCGCAUGAACCUUCAACAUGACAUAAGCGUUGAAGUUCACGAUGGCGACCUCCAUCUCUGCCCGGUAAUAAAACCGAGAAGAGUACUCGAUGUCGGCACGGGUACAGGCAUAUGGGCCGUCGAAUUCGCCCGAAAGAACCCAGACAGCGAAGUGCUCGGGAUAGAUCUAAAUCCAGUACCGCCGCCGCCUUUCAUCGUACCAAACUGCCAUUUUGGCAUUGCGGACGUGUACGACGACUGGAAGUAUGGCGGCCCGUUUGAUUUCAUCCACGUGCGAAGCUUAGGCGAGCCUACCGACAAGCGCAAGCUGUUCAAGCAGAUCUACGAUAAUCUUGCGCCCGGCGGCUGGGUCGAGUUCCAGGAGUGGAUUCUUCACGUUCAGUCCCCGGACCGAUCUCUCGAUGGCACGGCGUUCCAGAAAUGGAACAAACUCAUGUCGGAGGGCAUGAAACAUUUAGGGAAGUCCCUGUUCUACGUCCUCGAUUACAAGCGUUCCCUUGAACAAACGGGUUUCGAGAGCAUCGUCGAGCGGAAAUACGCAGUUCCUACCAACACAUGGCCCCCCGGAAAGCAAAGCCAGAAGAUUGGCACCAUGCAGAGAAUCAACUCGCUACAGAUCAUUGAUGUAUUCUCGUGGCCCGUAUUUUCAAACGGUUUAGGUUGGUCCAAGGAUGCGCUCGAUAGGCUACUCAUCGAAGUGCGAAAGGAUAUUGAGAACACGCGUAUCCAUUCAUAUUCUACCCUAAUGACGGUAUACUGCAGGAAGCCCCACUCGUCUUCUGCAUCGUCGUUUGCCACAACGGAAACGCCCCCCAGGCUGCAGCGGCCGUCUAUGUCAUAAACACAAAAGAAGUAAUUCGGCCUACUUCGAAUGUAACCUUGAGAUCCCAGGCAAGGGAUAGUGUAAUGGAUGUAAGGAUAUAGGCAUGGACAGACUGCGGCGACGGGCACGGAUUUGGACGCAGGUCAGCGUCGGCGUUUGGGGACGGUCGAAUGGGAAGCCCAUCGGUAAUGGAGUACGUAAAGAGUGUGUUCCAUAAUAGGUUACUCCUAGGUAAUCUUGACAAAAAGAAAUGUUUCAGAUGACUAGUAUUUUUCAGACGGACAACCACGUCGAUCGUGCAUCUGGAUCUUUCCGAGUGGACUUACAGCCACUAUAGCUGUGAAUGGACUACACCGCUCUAACAAGUCUACCUAAGUCCCUAGCAAACUUAAGCGCUGUAGCGGUACAACAAGCAAGUCUGACAGAAAGUCUAUACCAGGUGCUCUGCUCAUAGCUUCAUGAUAGGCACAUCGCCGAAAAUGGAAGUGGCUAACGUUGCGGCCUACGAACAGAUACGGGUGUCGUUGUAAUAGAC
Molecule: messenger RNA, 2391 nt
Organism: Annulohypoxylon truncatum
Lineage: Eukaryota; Fungi; Ascomycota; Sordariomycetes; Xylariales; Hypoxylaceae
Product: S-adenosyl-L-methionine-dependent methyltransferase
Exons: 9
Coding region: 432-1874 (480 amino acids)
Molecular function (GO): methyltransferase activity
Source: RefSeq, a predicted model, not a curated record